UAAGCGUUUGCAUUUUAAUUGGCCGAGGCAACUUGGCUUUUUUGAGUUUUGCAUUGGGGAGUAGCAUUGUUUUUGAUUGCCGCUUUGCUUUGUUCCUUUUCACUGGUUAUUAGAUAAGGGCAAAUUAAGAACACAUCGCCGUUCUGCCACACUGUAAAUGAUGAGAAAGAUUACGGGAUAACAUAUCGAAAAAAUAUUUUGAGAGUACAAAGGGAUUUAGAGACUACGGCAAAUAACGUGGGGGGUGAGCAGGCGGGUCCGGGUCCAGCACGCCGUUGGUGGAGGGAAGGCGGAGAGAGACGCCGUGUGAGCUGCUAGCGUCGGCGCUGCCACCGCCGCCACCCGAGAGCAGACGACUGGGGUAAGCGACAUAGUGUUGGCGGCGACUGCGACUCAUGGCCCGCCAGCCCAGCCUUUUCAUUCAAGCACUGAAUAGAUCAGAAUGCAAGAAGGAUGGAGGAUAUAAGUCUAUCUGGGGUUUUGGUGUUCCAGAUGAGAAUGAAGGCAAAGCAGAAAAGAAACAUUUUUCUGUUUUAAUUUAUAGUACAGUGGAUCUAACAAUGGAUAGGAGUGAUAAGAUGGAUAGUUCUGAAGAAGGGAAAAAGCAAUCUACAUUGAAACCUUUCUGCAGUGGUGACACUUUGAAAACUUAUGAAAGAAGAUCAAGCAAACAUUUAAAACUGCUGAAGGGCAAUGCCAUUGGCCUAAACAUGUUGGGAGCUGGGAAGAAGCUUGGUGACAGUACUCAAGUUGUAAAUGCAACAUCAGGCAACCACAGACCAAAGCUUAUCUUGGUAAGCUCCCAGCCCUCUCAAGGUAUUGUUGUACAAGGACGCCGUUUUCAACAUGCCAAUAUACCAGCAGCAGUGAAAACACCAGCACAAAGCAAUCUUGACCUAAAGGAGAGAAAGGAAUAUCCCCCCAAUGUUCAAAGACAGGAAUUAGAUAAUAUAAUCCUUACAUGUCCAGGUAUGUCUGGAGCUAGUAAUUCUGCACCUGAUGGAGAAAUUAAACGGCGGAUACAGCAGAAACGAAGAUCUUCUGAAGAGGGUUUAGAUGCCAGUGAAUAUUUUACUAUUUGUGGUCAAUGUAACAAGAAAAGUGAAAAUCAUGUGCAUUGUGAAAACUGUGGACAUUCCCUCAUGCCGAACUCUGCUUGCAUAAAUAAUACAGCAAAAGUAAAUGUAACCACUGGAUCACUUUCUCGGCCACCAAUCCAUCAGCUUAAUUCAGGGCCAAACCAUUUACAUGUAAACAUUUCAAGAAAAACUUUUUAUGGUACAUCUCUGCUUGGAACUUCAUCUAAUAUGGAUAUUAAUAAAAUAAUGAGCCUACCCAUACAAAUUACCCGAACUAACCUUGCAAAUUCAAAUGGAAAACCUGGACUGGUGUUGAAUUCUCACAAUCUUUCUAAAACUGUGCGAGGAAGAAGGCAGAUGACACACAAGCAGCAUGAACUGAAUGAUCCAAUUGUUUUGUCUAGUGACGAUGAAGAUGAAGAAACAGAAAAUGCCAGCACAGGAAGUGUAAGCAGAAUGGACAGUGUUUCACCUCGUCCUGCGGACUCUGCUCGGUCAUCUCCUACACCCUCUGGAGGGAAAGCAGAGGCAGCAGUGAAAGACGGUACAGAGCUUGCUGAGCAGGCUUUGAGUAGCAUAUUUCCUGAAGCAGAACCCAGAAUAAUAAUACCAAGAAAGGCCCGAAUGAAGGACCAGUAUGGAAAUUUAAUUCCUGAUAAGCGGAGAAAAGUAGCUCAGGUUAAAACACCUAUUGCCUGUGAACAAGCUACUAACUUGGAAAGCAUGAUUCUAGAAUGUAGAAGCAUACGGGUAGGAUCUCUUCGCAGAGCAGUGACGGAUCCAGUGAUUUUUACCCUUGAUUACAUCAAAGUUGAAACAGAAACUUCUCCUGAAGAUGGGAGGGAGUCAAUACAUCUAAACACCUCUGAAAUUAUCUGCUGUGAAUGGUGCUGUGCCAAGAAGUUACCAGUUAUAUUUUUUCAGACCACUCCUGAGGCUUGUUUAAGACUACAGACGCAAUUAAAAAUGACAAAAGAAAAGGGAAAUGGAUGGUAUGACUGCAAAGGAUCAAGUCCAGAUGAACAGUACAUUGUUUUGAUAUUUGAGAGUGGUUUAAAUCCAUAUGCUCAAGCAAUGCUAACUGAAAUAUUUAAAAAAAUUGGGAAUGCAAAUGGGAUUGAUAAUUUUUUGGUCAGUAUUUCAUUUGUAGAAGCUAAUAAAAGACUUGUAAGAUUCAUUAAAAGAUGUGAGGAGCCUUCUCCAAAUGACAAGUCUUCAGAUUCAAGUAUUAAGCCUCAAAUGUUUUCAACACACAUACGUGCAACUGCACAAUUCUUUGAUGACGAUGAAGAAACAUCUGAUUCACAACCUGUAUUUUCAGGCCCGAUUGAAAAGUUAAUAGUCUAUCCUCCCCCUCCUGCUAAGGGUGGCAUUUCUGUCACAAAUGAAGACCUUCAUUGCCUAAAUGAAGGAGAAUUUUUGAAUGAUGUUAUCAUUGAUUUUUAUUUAAAGUACCUAUUCCUGGAAAAAUUAAAGAAUGAAGGUCCUGAAAGGAGUCAUGUUUUCAGCUCAUUUUUCUACAAGCGCCUUAAUCAGAGAGAGAAAAGAUCCUUAAGUGAAAUAGCUAACCUCACAAUACAACAGAGGAAGCACAACAGGGUAAAAACAUGGACACGUCACGUGGACCUGUUCCAGAAAGAUUUUAUUUUUGUCCCUAUUAAUGAAUCAGCUCAUUGGUUUUUAGCUGUCAUCUGCUUCCCAGGUUUGAAUGCACCUUUGUAUGAACCCAACCCUUUGUACCGUUGUCCAGAAACUACAAGUAACUCCAGUGCUGGAGAGGACAAUACUACUUCAUUUGAAGGAAGCAGUAGUAAAUCUGAACAUUGUACACUAAGUAGUACACCUCAGACCUCACAAAGGAGUAAAGUAUCUAAACUUAGUGUAUCUGAAAAUAACUCUAAUGCAGAUUUUAAAAAAAUAAGCUCUUCCAGUGAUGUGACACAAAUUUCAAGAAUAACAGAAAAACAAGGAUCUAAAACAGAACAGAAAACAAGACUUAUAAAUGGAGUAUCAUUUAAAGAAAUGCAGCAUCUACCUUUGUCAGACGGUUUGCAGCAAAUAAGGUCAAGUUACAGUGAUGAAACAGAUGUCAAGAGCAAAGAUGAUGACAAUUUAAAUUUUUCCGAUGAUCCUGAUACUAGUCAGGAUGAAGAAAGUGAGGAUGGUGCUUUUGGUGAUGAUAACCUCAGUUCUGCUGAUAAAGGGCAAUGGCAUGUGAGACCUACAAUUUGCAAGCAGCCAUGCAUACUUAUUAUGGAUUCUCUAAGAGGACCAACCCGAUCUACAGUGGUUAAAACAUUACGAGAGUACCUGGAGGUUGAAUGGGAAGCAAGAAAGGGAACCAAAAGAAGUUUUAACAAAGAUGUAAUGAAAGGCUCAAGCCCUAAGGUACCACAACAGGACAACUUUAGUGAUUGUGGAGUUUACAUCCUACAGUAUGUACAAAGUUUCUUUGAGAAACCAAUUGUAAGUUUUGAUUUGCCAAUGAACCUGACAGACUGGUUUCCCCAGCAAAGGAUGAAAAAAAAACGUGAGGAAAUUAAGGAACUCAUCCUGAGGUUACAGGAACAGCAACAAAUGCUUAAAAAAGGACAUAAAGACUGUGGAACUGGUGUCACAUCUUCCCAUAAUGCAGAUAUUCCUGGUACAAGCUGCUCUGAAUGAAACUUGAUUUUACACACAAGUGCUGAUUUAAAAGAACUUUUUCAUUCACAAUGCACUUCAGAGGUUUAAAGGGUAUGCCCAUGAUUGUGUGCUGCUGUUUUUUUUUUUUUUUUUAUUAAAUACAAUAUCAGAUUCCCUCCAGAACCUUUAAGCAAAGUUAUGUACAUAUAUUAAAGUUGCUGGUGUUGCAGCAUUUGUAAUUACUUUUUCACUUGAUAGACUCAGCUUAGCUAUGUAUUUUAUGUUAAUAAGUAGCAUAAUAGCAAACUAUUAUUAUUAUAAAAUUAAAAUGGUUUAUGGUU
Molecule: messenger RNA, 4045 nt
Organism: Erpetoichthys calabaricus (reedfish)
Lineage: Eukaryota; Metazoa; Chordata; Cladistia; Polypteriformes; Polypteridae
Gene: senp6a
Product: SUMO specific peptidase 6a
Exons: 24
Coding region: 396-3743 (1115 amino acids)
Biological process (GO): regulation of kinetochore assembly; protein desumoylation; regulation of spindle assembly
Cellular component (GO): cytoplasm; nucleus
Molecular function (GO): SUMO-specific endopeptidase activity
Source: RefSeq, a predicted model, not a curated record